AUGGGGAGGACUUUGGUGAAGGUCCUGAGUCCUCCACAAAUAUAUGGAUGGAGAGUGUUUGCAUUGGUGUGCGCAUCAUGUUUUGGUGGGAUGCUCUUUGGUUGGGAUAUCGGCGCAAUAGGAGGUAUUCUGAUCAUGCCGAAAUUUAUGCAGGACUACGGCAUCGACGUAAAGGAGAAGGACAUACUAUCGGAAAACAUCGUCUCGACAUUGCAGGCCGGUUGCUUCGUCGCGUCGCUCCUUGCCGGCCCCUUUUCCGACAAAUACGGGCGAAGAUGGUCGCUGAUAAUAUCCGCAAUCAUCACCUGCGUUGGCAUAGCACUCCAGGCAGCCCCGACGCUGAGCCUUCCCAUACUAUACGUCGGUCGGUUGGUGGCAGGAUUCGGAGUAGGAGCAGCUUCGAUGCUUACACCGUUAUAUGUUUCAGAAUGUGCACCAAGAGCUAUCAGGGGUGCUUUGACGGGCUGUUACCAACUGUUCAUCGUCAACGGGGUCAUGCUAUCGUUUUGGGUGAACUAUGCUACGCAGUACCACUGGGAGGAUAGGAAUGUAUAUUUAAUUCCGCUUUCACUACAAGCAGUACCAGCCAUUUGCAUGAUAGUGGGCAUGCUUUGGUGUCCUGAAAGCCCCCGAUGGACCGCGAAGAUGGACGACUGGGAGAGAACAACGUACAUCCUGUCCAAACUUACCAACUUACCAGAAGAUCACGAAUACAUCGACCACGAGCUCUACGGCAUGGCCGAGCAACUUGAAAUUGAGCGUCGUCUCGUCGGCGAUGCAACAACUUGGAUACUACUGAAAGAAAUGUGGCUGAUCCGAGGCAACCGAAACCGGGCCCUUAUCUCGAUCGGGCUCAUGGUAUGCCAACAGAUGACGGGAGUGAAUGCCAUUAACUACUAUGCGCCUCAAAUGUUCCAAGCUCUAGGCAUGAACAGCACGGAGAGCUCUCUUUUUGCUACGGGCAUCUACGGCGUUGUCAAAGUCAUACCCCCUUUCGGCUAUGUUGCCCUUGUUUGCAUCUUUCUAUUUGCAGCCUUCUUCCAAUUUGGUUGGGGCCCGUGUUGUUGGAUCUACGUCAGUGAGAUACCCAGCGCACGUCUCAGGGCCAUGAACGUCGCACAAGCAGCAGCGACGCAAUGGCUAUUCAAUUUUGUAGUUGCAAGAACUGUACCUACGAUGAUGAAGAACAUGGGAUAUGCCGGCUACGGAACAUAUUUUCUUUUUGGGUCUUUCUGCGCAAGCAUGUUUUUCUUUGCCUAUUUCUUGAUUCCGGAAACGAAGGGGAUGAGCUUGGAGAAGAUGGACGAGCUCUUUGGAAUCACAGACAUGCUGCGUGUCAUGCAAGACAUGGAACAUCGCCGGCCGUACAGCCACCGAUCCACCGCCGAGUACGAACUGAAGGAAGAGGACAAGUGGCAGCGGCUGUCAGGAUAG
Messenger RNA from Neoarthrinium moseri, 1434 nucleotides. RefSeq lists its product as uncharacterized. NCBI's taxonomy places the organism in Eukaryota, Fungi, Ascomycota, Sordariomycetes, Amphisphaeriales, Apiosporaceae. The transcript has 15 exons. Gene Ontology annotation, cellular component: membrane. The record is from RefSeq and is a predicted model, not a curated record. Gene Ontology annotation, biological process: carbohydrate transport; transmembrane transport. Gene Ontology annotation, molecular function: carbohydrate:proton symporter activity. Bases 1 to 1434 code for a protein of 477 amino acids.